Molecule: messenger RNA, 371 nt
Organism: Didymodactylos carnosus
Lineage: Eukaryota; Metazoa; Rotifera; Eurotatoria; Philodinida; Philodinidae
Source: the annotation of a GenBank genome assembly
AAAUUAGAAGUCCAGAUGAUUUUGAAGCAGAUGAUUUCCGAAGAUUAAUUCCACGUUUUUCUAAAGAAAAUUUUCCAAAAAAUCUUAAAUUGGUUGAUGAAUUGGUGGCAAUAGCGAAGAAAAAAGGUUGUACACCAGCUCAAUUAACAUUAGCAUGGAUUCUUGCUCAAGGGAAUGACUUCAUUGUAAUACCAGGUACAAGCAAAAUUAAAAACUUAGAAGAAAAUGUUGAAGCUGUUCAGAUCAAGUUAAGCAAAGAAGAAAUACAAGAAAUUCGAGAAGCUUGUGAAAAGGCCGAUGUAGUAGGUGAACGUUAUCCUGAAUUUGCAUCCGCUCAUCUAUUUAAUGACUCAGCUCCAAAGAAGAACUAA